Molecule: messenger RNA, 1230 nt
Organism: Arachis duranensis
Lineage: Eukaryota; Viridiplantae; Streptophyta; Magnoliopsida; Fabales; Fabaceae
Exons: 1
Coding region: 1-1230 (409 amino acids)
Molecular function (GO): zinc ion binding
Source: RefSeq, a predicted model, not a curated record
AUGUUUUGGACAUUCCCUCCGUGUAUUGAGGCUUUCCGCCACUGUAAGCCGCUGGUAAGCAUCGACGGCACACACCUGUAUGGCAAUUAUGGCGGGACAUUGUUGUUGGCGAUCGCACAGGAUGGAAACUCGAAUAUUUUGCCUAUUGCGUUUGCACUCGUGGAGGGGGAGAACGCAGAGUCUUGGUCAUACUUUCUUUCGAACCUUAGAAGGCAUGUCACUCCACAGCAAGGUAUUCUCGUGAUCUCUGAUAGACACAACGGCAUCAAGGCUGCACUAGAGUCCCCCGAUAGUGGUUGGCAACCUCCCCAUGCUUAUCGGGCAUUUUGUAUUCGACAUGUUGCUGCAAAUUUUGCCCUCACUUUCAAGGGACAGGAUGCGAGGAGAUGGCUGGUAAAUGCCGCGUAUGCAAAGACGGAAGCAGAAUUCGACUAUUGGUUUGAUAUAAUGAGGACGGAGAACCCGGCCAUGUGUGAUUGGGCAAACAGAAUGGAGUAUGAGAGGUGGACACAGCACAAGGAUGGGGGGAGAAGAUACGGUCACAUGACGACCAACAUUUCUGAGUGUGUGAACUCUGUCUUGAAGGGCACAAGAAACCUACCCGUGACGUCUCUAGUUAAGUCGACAUAUCUCCGGCUGGCCGAGUUGUUUGUUGUCCGGGGGCAAACGGCAAAGGCACAGUUAGGGUCCGGUCACCGGUUUUCACAGGCAGUAGUUAAGGCCAUCGAGCGUAAUCUGAAGGAUUCGAGGUGCUUUACGGUGACUGUGUUUGAUAGACAUCACCUUGACUAUACAGUGGCUGAGACAACGCCCACCGACAAAUUCUCUUUGGGUACCUAUCGGGUUUCUCUAAGGGAUCGCACCUGCGAUUGUGGAUACUUCCAGGCGCUGCACUACCCCUGUUGUCAUGCCCUCGCAUGCUGUGCGCAGUCACGGCUAGAUUGGGCCACAUAUGUCGAUGAGGUGUACACCAUGUCUGAGGUCUUUAAGGUGUAUGAGAUGUCCUUUUCACCUUGUAUUCCAGAGGGGCUUUGGCCACCAUAUGACGGGCCGACAGUGAUCCCCGACCCGGGCAUGAGAAGGGCAAGAGAAGGACGACCACGGUCCACCCGCAUCCGCAACAACAUGGACGAAGCCGACACCAGCCGACCUAAGAAGUGUGGCCUGUGCAGGCAGCCCGGUCAUACCCGAAGGGUUUGCCCUCAGCGAGGUUCUACUAGCGGGAUAUAG